This is a messenger RNA of Petromyzon marinus (sea lamprey), 2887 nucleotides long. It is a transcript of the gene HECTD3, whose product is annotated as HECT domain E3 ubiquitin protein ligase 3. The record is from RefSeq and is a predicted model, not a curated record. Gene Ontology annotation, molecular function: ubiquitin-protein transferase activity. Gene Ontology annotation, biological process: proteasome-mediated ubiquitin-dependent protein catabolic process. NCBI's taxonomy places the organism in Eukaryota, Metazoa, Chordata, Hyperoartia, Petromyzontiformes, Petromyzontidae.
CUGACGAUUGAGAUGGGCGGUGGUGGUGACGACUCGGUGGGAGGGCUCUCGAUCCGAGCAGGAAGAGAAGGCUCUUGAAUUUCGCAAGCAAGAUUAACGCGGUCCCUCCGGCCGGUAGAUUAUCAAUGGUUGUUAGUACAUCGCGACAGCAUUGACAAGAUACGGAAUUUUAUCUUGCCGUGGCGGUGACGUGAUCGAGUCUCAACAAACAUGCUGUCGGGCAGGGUCCGUGUGAGGCUGGCCAGGAUCCGGUGUGUCCUGGAGAGCGUCCGGUGCUUCAGAGAUGGCCUGCCGCUGCCAGAACCGCUCUGCUACGUACCGAGGGAGGUGGCCUACAUGAGUGUGCAUCAAGGCGACUCCGCAGGCCCUCCCGACUCCAAGGGACCUCAACCCAGCUCCCCUCUGCCUGGUGACGGCGUAUGGGACCGUCCUGGACCGAGCUCUCAGGCCCCGGCAACCCCUCCACCUCGCAUGGUGGUCCCACUGGCAUUGAGCGAGGGGGCUUUGGUGAGAGCGAGCGGCGAGCAGUACUGUGAUGGGACUGGCGCGUGGGCCAAGGUGUUGCAGCCGGAGCUCAGAAAACUCGGCUGUCCGAGUGACAUGGAGGAGGGCUGGGUUCUCCUCUAUCGUCCUGAUGAUCAUAGGAUGGCAUUCGUCCCAGUUCCACAUGGCAAGAGCAAUGACAGCAAGGACAACGAGCAGAGCAGUUGGAAGCGAGCCGUGGAUGCCAGUUAUUGCCUGCAGCAGGGGUGCAGACCUCCCCUAGCCGUCUGUGACAGUGCUGCUGUGGAGAAAAUGAGGUUGGCUCCGAAAGGCUGGAACCUGCAGUGCGAUGAAGAUCUGGCUCAAUUUCUGCUCAGUUUUUCCAAGAAAGAAUCAGAAAAUCUCGACAAUGCUAAGUUAUACGUGAAGAAGAUUGACGCCUCGCACAAGCCAAGCAAGAACUCGGUUAAGAACAUCACAGAUGAUGACCCGGCUACGUACUGGGCGACGGACAAUUCUGAGGCCUGGUUGUGCUUGCACAUGAAGCCUGGUGCCAUCAUUCAGAAGAUGUUCCUCAGGCACCUGACGAACGACGAUAACAGGGUGGGACAGGUGACGGUGCUCGGCGGACAGACGAUGGACUCCCUCAAGGAGGUCAACCACGUCGUCAUAGCCAAUGACGCCAGAGACGUGUGCCUGCUUGCGAACGCGUGCGUGCACUACCCCCUCGUGAAGAUCCACCUGCAGAGCGGCUCACGAUUCAACAACAUCCAGAUCAACACUCUGCAGAUGAAGUGCUCAUUCAUCCCACUUCCUCCAAUGAGCUUGUCCGCAUUUGAGCCGCCAAAGUUGGCGCUGUUCCCUCGGCUUGCGCGGUUCAGCCCCGACUUCUUGUGCCAGCGCUCGAUCGCAAUCUACAGGUUCGUGAAUCUUUUUGAAGAGGUUAUGCCAUAUGUACUUCCAAGUUGGGAAUAUAGCAAUGGAAGCUUUUCAGAUUUUCAGAGCGUGAAGAACCUGCUGGCCCUCUCGAGCGAGCGCGACAUGUUCAUCGACUCGGCGCUGACGCGGAACUUGCCGUUGUCGACGACCAGCACGACGGCCCACAUCACCGUGGACCGCACCGCGGCCCUGCGACACCGCAAGAACCCGCACGCCGACCCGCACUACAGGAACUCGGUGGUCGCACAGGUUUACCGUGCCCUGCAGGAGUAUGAGCAGAAGGAGUUUCUGGAUUACAGGUGGAAACCUUCGGAGAGUCAGUGGUGGUCGUGUGAUUUCACCCUGGAAGGAAUGAAUGAUGCCGGUGGCGGGCAGCGCGAGUGUCUGUCGGACAUCGCGGAGGAGCUGUGCCCCAGCGACCCCUACUGCCCGGUUCCGGUGCCAUUCUUCCUGCGGAUGCUGGGACGGAGUACCGGAGGGCAGGAGUCGUGCGUGUAUGUGCCGAACCCAGACUGCCGUGACCUGUACAUGUUCACGUGGAUUGGAAAGAUAAUGGGAGCGGCCUUGCGUGGCGCCAACAUCCUGAUACUGUGCCUUCCGGCGUUGGUGUGGAAGCAGCUCGUCGGGGAGACCGUGACUUGGAGUGAUUUCAGAUCCGUAGAUGAGACCCUGGCGAGGUCGCUGCGCUCGCUGGAGGAGGCGGCAGACGAGGCAGCGUUCGCGCAGCUCUUCGGCGAGGAGCUGACGUACGCGACGACGCUGAGCAGCGGCCGCACCGUGGAGCUGGUCCCGGGCGGUGUGUGGGUGCGCGUCCACUACGGGGACCGCCUGCGCUACGCCCGUCUCGUGCAGGAGGCGCGACUCUGCGAGAGCCGCCAGCAGGUCGAGGCCAUCAGGAAAGGAAUAUUCUCCGUGGUCCCUCAGCACAUUGUCAACCUCUUGACUUGGCAAGAGAUGGAGCGGAUAGUGUCUGGAGAGGCCGAGAUCACCAUGGAUGUUCUGAAGAGAUCAAUUACCUCCGUCAUGGAUAACGGCGAAGCCCGAAUGAAGUGCCUCUUCGAAGCACUGUCGAACUUCAGCAAUGAGGAUCGUAGACUCUUCCUACGAUUCGUGACAGGGAGGAGUCGCCCCCCAAUCACAAUUCAAGUGAUGCAAUCGAGCUCAAAUAAGUCUGACGUACUUCCCGAGACUUCCCUUUGCUCCAACACGCUCAUCCUUCCAAAUUACUCCAGUGCAAAGGUGUGUGAAGAGAAGUUACAUUUUGCGAUGUAUAACUGCACCACCGUGGACCGUGACGCCGAUCACUAACGCUGAUGGACUGCAGUGUCACCGGAAAAUUGCAACAGAAAUGCGUGAGAAAAUACGCUUGCGAUAUAGCGAAUUCCCAAAUAAACACAAUGAGAAAAUAUAUAAUAAACGGUGAUAAAAUAUCAACGUUGUUUUGCUUUUGUAGUUCCCCCCAAAA